Molecule: messenger RNA, 760 nt
Organism: Malaclemys terrapin pileata
Lineage: Eukaryota; Metazoa; Chordata; Testudines; Emydidae
Gene: LRAT
Product: lecithin retinol acyltransferase
Exons: 2
Coding region: 52-750 (232 amino acids)
Biological process (GO): retinol metabolic process
Molecular function (GO): phosphatidylcholine-retinol O-acyltransferase activity
Source: RefSeq, a predicted model, not a curated record
GCAGCAUCCCGCAGCAGGAGGAAGACCAGGAAAAGCCCCCAGGUCCGCAGCAUGAAGAACCCCAUGUACGAAGUGGCCUCCCUGCUGCUGGAGAAGCUGCUCCUCCUGGCCAACCUCAAGCUGUGCAGCGUGGGCCCCGGCGCGGCGGAGGAAGAGGAGAAACACGCCAGCUACUACGACACCACCUACUUCAAGCGGGGCGACCUGCUGGAGGUGCACCGCACCCUCUUCGUCCACUUCGGCAUCUACCUCGGGGACAACCGGGUGGCGCACCUGAUGCCGGACAUCCUGCCCGCCUUCACCGACGACCAGCGGCAGAUCCAGCAGGUGGUGACCAACAAGAGGCUCAUCCUGGGCGUCCUGGCCAGAAUGGCCAGCAUCCGGGUGGACGUGGUGGAGGACUUUGCCUACGGCGGCUCCAUCCUGGUGAACCACAUGGACGAGGCCUUCCCGAACAAGGCGCUGUGCGACGAGGAGGUGGCCCGCCGGGCGGAGAAGCUGGUGGGGGCCACGGCGUACAGCCUGCUGUGGAACAACUGCGAGCACUUCGUCACCUACUGCAGAUACGGCUCCGCGGUCAGCUUCCAGACCGACAAGUUCUGUGAAACAGUGAAGAUGAUUAUUCGGGACCAGAGAAGUGUUCUUGCUUCAGCGCUCCUGGGAUUAGCAUCUAUAGUCUGUCUGGGUUUGGCACCUUCCACCACCCUGCCCACUAUCAUUAUUCCAUUCUUUCUGUGGAUGGCUGGUUAACAGCAGCACC